This is a messenger RNA of Clonostachys solani, 930 nucleotides long. The record is from the annotation of a GenBank genome assembly. NCBI's taxonomy places the organism in Eukaryota, Fungi, Ascomycota, Sordariomycetes, Hypocreales, Bionectriaceae.
AUGAGGGUCAACUUCUCCACGGUAGUUGCACUUCUCACGAGCGCUGCGCCGGCCGUUCAUGCUCACUACUUCUUCGACGUCCUCGUCAUCGACGGUGUUGAGAGCAAGCAUAUCGAGUAUGUUCGCGAGAACACCAGGGAGAUCAAGUACAUGCCCACAAAGUUCAAAAACACCUUUGACAACUUGACUCCUCUGUCGACCGAUUUUCGAUGCAACCUUGGCGCUACGUCGGGCAGUGCCACUGAUGUGGCCCAAGUUGCACCCGGUACACAGCUUGCUUUGAAGCUCGCCGUCGGUGCAACCAUGCAGCACCCAGGACCGGCAUUUGUCUACAUGUCCAAGGCCCCAGGUGAUGUCAAGGAAUAUGCCGGCGACGGGGAUUGGUUCAAGAUCCAUCAAGAGGGUCUAUGCAGUGACGGAGAACUUACAAGCACUGCGUGGUGCACAUGGGACAAGGACCGUAUCAGCUUUCAAAUUCCCACGGACACACCGGCGGGUCAAUACCUGGUGCGAGCUGAACAUGUUGGUCUCCACGGUGCCCAUGCCGGCGAGGCGGAAUUCUUCUAUGCUUGCGGCCAGAUUGAGGUUACUGGAAAUGGCGCUGGAGUGCCGGGUCCGUUGGUACAGUUCCCUGGAGCGUACCAGCCUGAAGAUGCCUCUUGGAACUUUGGGGUAUAUGGCACUGACAGGGACUUCCCCAUGCCUGAGCCUGCUGUCUGGACUGGUGGUGGUUCCAGCGCUGGAAGCAGUACUACACAACCAACACCUGCGACCACAGCUCCGGUUUCUAGCGAGACUCCCGUCGCUAGUGGGACGUCGGUCACUGAGACUCCGGUUUCUAGCCAGACUCCCAUCGCUGGGGGGAACGAUACUGGAAAGCCGUCAAAAUGCAGUGCUAAAAAACAUCGUAGGAGAGCACAUGUUCACUAA